UACCACACACUUCUCUUUUAACCAGGAAACAAACGUCAGCUCUUAAACUAAUGUCUUGCAGGUUUUAUAAUUACUUAAUCAAAACAUGAUCCGAGCGUCUCUUUAAGAGGGGAUAUUGCAGCCCCUCAAAAUGAAAGGUCUUUUCCUCGUGGAGCCUGUGGUUGCACUGUACGCUUUCUCCAGUUUUCUCAUCUAUCCUCUUGUGCAGCAGUAUGUGUACCGGAGGCUCUGGCAGGAGCUGACACACACCCCCUAUCCCAUCUCUGACAAUGCCUCCAGAUGUGCAGAUAACAACAACAGCAGCAGCAACCAAUCAAGCUACCAUGAGGAGGUACAGAGGCAGGCAUCUCUCUUCACCCUUUACACAGAGCUCUUCUCCACAAUCCCCUCUUUGGUUGUCACCCUCCUGCUCGUGGCCUAUAGUGAUCGGGGAGGACGCAAGGUCACAAUCGUCAUGCCUUUGAUUGGCACGUUAAUAUACACCCUGGCCUUGCUGUCAGUGUCCUACUUUGAGCUCAAUAUUUACUUGCUCAUCGCCGCCUCGUUUUUCUCUUCUCUGUUUGGUGGCUUGGGCACAUUCCUGGGGGGCUGUUUCGCCUACAUAGCGGACUUGUGCGAGGAUGGCCGUCAGAAGACACUGCGCAUGGCUGGAGUGGACAUGAUGAUCGGCCUGUUAUCUGGGGUGGCUGCAAUAUCCACAGGCUACUUUCUGAGAGCAGCAGGCUUUAACUGGCCUUUCAUAACCUCUGCGUUGUGUCAGUGUUUGAACCUGCUCUUUGCAAUUUUCAUCCUAGAAGAGACUGUGACGAACACUAAUGCCGUGAUUUCAGAUGGGUCUCCUCACCGCUCAGCCAUGAAACAAAUGAUCUAUGGGGUCUACUACAUGUUUGCAAGGGCCAGCCACAAGAAUAAGACUCUCUUGGUCCUCCUGAUACUCAUCUUCAUCAGCUUCUCCUUCGCCUAUGUGGGUGGGAGCUCCAUAAUGACGCUAUAUGAGCUGAAUAAGCCACUCUGCUGGAGUGAGAUUUUGAUUGGCUACGGCACAGCAAUGUCCACCACAAUGUUCCUGGCCAGUUUUGUGGUAGUGUCAGCGUUCACGUACUGGGGUGUGCCGCAGCUGGUCAUUGUCCUGACGGGGAUCCUGUCCGUCAUAUCAGGCAUGGUCCUGUUGGCGUUUGCUAAGACCACUUUUCUGAUGUUUAUGGUGAGGGUGCCAAUGCUUCUGUCCAUCAUGCCUUUCCCCGUUCUGCGCUCCAUGACAUCAAAGAUCAUCUCAAAGUCUGAUCAGGGAGCCCUGUUUGCCUGUCUUUCCUUCCUGGAGAGUUUAACUACAAAUGUGUCGACUGCAGUUUUCAACAGCGUCUAUGCAGCUACGCUGGCGUGGUACCCUGGCUUCACCUUCCUGUUGUCUGCAGGACUCUGCGUCAUCCCGUUACUUAUCCUUGGGGCGGUGGGUCUGACAGGAUUGGAUGUUGCCGAAGAGGUCAAAGAUCAAGAGCCUCUCUUCCAAGGAGUGGAGGAUAUUGUCGAAGAUCAGAACAGCAACCACUCUGUUCUUACCUGAGCCACUUCCUACCAAAACAUCACCAGCACCUCAUUUUAGCCUUCUGUGUUUUAUUCUUAGACACUUUUUACAAAAGUACCUCAUUGUUAAUAAUGCAGGUUUCAUAUUUAUUUAUUCUGCUAUUGAACUUAAAUUUGUAUGAAGAUACAACAGGGAGUUUUUUGGGGAGGUAAAGCAGGGAUGGGAUGUGAAGUGAAGUGCAUCCAACAUAACAGGUCAAAUGUUAAGAAUCAUUGCACGUUAUUUAUACCUCCAAAUUGCCCGACUGUGACAUUACUAACUUUUUUUUUUUAAAUGGUACAGUGUGAAAUGAUUUGUAUUUUUAGUGCAAUGUUCGUCAAUGCCUUAACAAAGAGUUCAACUGUCACUUGUUUUCAAGAAGAAAUUUCAGGAAACACCAAAUGCAAUAUAAGGCAAAUGCACAAUGUUGAUGCAUUUAAUCAACUGAAACCUACAUUAAGUGAAAUACAAUACAUAUUAUAGUAUACAUGUAUAAAAAACAUGUAUACUACAUGUCAACUUUAUUGUUUGAUGAUCAUAGGGAUGAUAAGGAAGGAAAGCGCCCAAACAAUAUCAUGAUGUUGAUAACAGGAAAAACUACAAAAAAUAAAACAAUUAAACAUUA
Cyclopterus lumpus (lumpfish) is the source of this 2189-nucleotide messenger RNA. RefSeq names its product solute carrier family 46 member 3 (gene slc46a3). The record is from RefSeq and is a predicted model, not a curated record. Gene Ontology annotation, cellular component: lysosomal membrane. Gene Ontology annotation, molecular function: transmembrane transporter activity. Bases 131 to 1564 code for a protein of 477 amino acids. Lineage: Eukaryota; Metazoa; Chordata; Actinopteri; Perciformes; Cyclopteridae. Gene Ontology annotation, biological process: vacuolar transmembrane transport. The transcript is spliced from 6 exons.